UUUCAUUUAUCCCUUUUCAGAUGUAUCGAUCACUAGCAGUGGUCCUGGCUUUGGCCGUUACUGCGUUUUCAGCAGAAAUAUCUUCAUCUUAUGCCUUGUUAGAAAAACAAGCUGCAUUCCAACCUGAACUAAAAACUGAACACAGAGACCAUCCCGUACAUGAAGAUAAUGCUGAACAUCCAGUGUAUAGACCAGAAGACGGGAACAGAGGCAGAGCAAGGAUUGAACCAGUGAAGCCGUUUGGACCGGUCAUCAAACAUGAUGCUAUGUUAUCUGAUCAACCUUCUGCUUCUACUGAAGUUAAUAGACUUGGUUCAGAUGUUGGUAUUCUUGACAAUGGAUACGUCCCCGGUACCGCUGAUGUAGCUUAUCCUGACAUUCCAUACGCUCCGGGCUACCCUUAUGCGAUUGGCUACCCUGAAUCUAACAAUUACGAUUACCUAAUGGAGCCUGACACUUCUACCUUCGGUCUUCUGUGGAGUCAAAUGCCUUACGCUAGAACUAUGGUCAGCGCUGUCGGUCACACCAUCACCUGGAUUUUCAACAGCAUCUUCAUUCUUAUCAUCGGUUCUCUCCUGACAGUCGGUGUUUGUACUUACACGAACUUAUGUUCCAUCGCCUUCCAUGGCGUUGGACCUAUCCAUGAAGAAAUGAGAUCUCUUAUGAACCCAGAAAAGUUGGAAAAGAUUAUUCACGCAGCAGACUUCGUGAAGUCGGCUAUAGACAAAUAUCAGAAGAUACAAAAAGUGAACGAUGCGGCUGGCAUGAGGAGACGUCGGGCCAUAUUUAAUUACUAAGAAUGAUUUAUUUUCAAAUUAU
This is a messenger RNA of Helicoverpa armigera (cotton bollworm), 819 nucleotides long. RefSeq lists its product as uncharacterized. The transcript is spliced from 4 exons. Lineage: Eukaryota; Metazoa; Arthropoda; Insecta; Lepidoptera; Noctuidae. The record is from RefSeq and is a predicted model, not a curated record. The coding region runs from base 21 to 797 and encodes 258 amino acids.